This is a messenger RNA of Podospora pseudocomata, 993 nucleotides long. RefSeq lists its product as uncharacterized. The record is from RefSeq and is a predicted model, not a curated record. NCBI's taxonomy places the organism in Eukaryota, Fungi, Ascomycota, Sordariomycetes, Sordariales, Podosporaceae. Bases 1 to 993 code for a protein of 330 amino acids. The transcript has a single exon.
AUGGCCCGCCGAACGACGGCAAAGGGCCCUCGUGCCCGCGCCAUUGCCUCCUCCUCUCUCGCCUCGUCCUCCGCCCGCCCCACGCCGGUUCCUUCGAGCGACGCGACCCCGGUCAGCUCGACCUACCCAUCUACUUAUGCCUCCGAGGCAGAACACGACUUGGAUGAUGACAUGUUGAAGAAGAUGCACGGAUUGACCAUCUCCGAUACGCCCGGCGAUUCUAUCACCGCGGCCGUGGUCAAGAAGGCCGAGCCAAAGAAGCCGUUCCGGUUUUUGGAUCUGCCACCCGAGCUCCGGAUCACCAUUUAUGGUUAUUAUUUUGCCGAUGUCGACCGUGUUCUCGACCUUGAUCCGGCAAAUUACAAGCGCAUCCACAAGAAGCUGGGCCUCAUGCGCACAUGCAAGACGAUUUACUAUGAGGCAACCCACAUGUUUUACAGCAGCCGUACUUUCCGGCUGUUCCCUACGCAUCCGGGCCGCUACUUCAAGACGAAGAAGCCUCUCCUUGCGCGCCUCAAACCACGUCAGCGUAACUGCUUGACAUCCCUAGAGUUGCGGCUCGGCCCCGGCUGGAGCAAACCUCCCCGCGGAUGGGUGGUGAACCCAGCGCUCGGGCUUGCUGAUUGCGUCAACGUGCGCAAACUGACCGUUUUUGUCGAGUGCGAUCCCAGUGAUGGCAUCUUCAACGGCUUCCGUCGUCACGAUGGAUAUUACGAAGGCUUCAGCACCAGCCUUCUCAGCAGCGUUUUGGAUGAGAUGCCAUUUAUCGACUGCUUGACUUUUGACGCCUGGUCAAGCGUCAAGAAAUCGGGCGCCAUGAUGCGUGCUCUGCUAGAACUUGCAUAUGCACGGGGCUUGUCAGUUCGCUGGGGUCCUGAAAGGGGUUGGGCCGACUUUGAAGACGAGGUGGAGGCUGUCCCCGAAGGCCAUGUUGCUAAUAAUGCUAUGUUGAGCCAGGCUCCGCUUGGGAUUGGGGUUGCGGUUGUGGCUUGA